Trypanosoma rangeli is the source of this 357-nucleotide messenger RNA. RefSeq lists its product as uncharacterized. The coding region runs from base 1 to 357 and encodes 118 amino acids. The record is from RefSeq and is a predicted model, not a curated record. NCBI's taxonomy places the organism in Eukaryota, Euglenozoa, Kinetoplastea, Trypanosomatida, Trypanosomatidae. The transcript has a single exon.
AUGCUGCAGUUGGCUUUUCAACAGAUGGAAGCCGACAUCUUCGAUCACCUGUGGGACGAAGAGAUUAUGGAUGAGUGCUGUGGCAUGUGCGUGCGACAAACUUUGGCGAAGCAACAGCCGUUGCCAUCUUCUAUUGUCUGCAGCACACAACGCACGGCUCCCAUCAAACUCAACUCGAUUAUUUGUCCACUAGCCCCCCAUUGUGCACGGCUGCUGCUUGAUUUUGCAGGGGGCGUAUGCAUACCACUGCUGUGUCAUCUCAUCUGUAUGCCUUGCCUCGCCGUGCCGAAGGGUUUGCCGCGUUUUGAAGUGGGCGUUGCUCCUGCCAUCGCGACCGUAUUGGCGGUGUCUGCGUGA